This is a messenger RNA of Apus apus (common swift), 2604 nucleotides long. RefSeq names its product TBC1 domain family member 22B (gene TBC1D22B). Lineage: Eukaryota; Metazoa; Chordata; Aves; Apodiformes; Apodidae. Gene Ontology annotation, biological process: activation of GTPase activity. The record is from RefSeq and is a predicted model, not a curated record. The transcript is spliced from 13 exons. Gene Ontology annotation, molecular function: GTPase activator activity. The coding region runs from base 167 to 1690 and encodes 507 amino acids.
AAGAUGGCGGCGCCGGGCGCGGCGGGCGGGCGCUGAGGCGGCCUGCGGGGGUCGGCGCCUGCUCCGCGCUCCGCCGCUGCGCCGCGGGGCCGGCCGGCCGGUGGGCUUGCUCGCUCGCUGGCUGGCCGGCCGGCCGGGCGGGCCCGCCCCUCGCAUCCCCUCCGCCAUGGCGGCCGAGAGCGGUAGGCAGUUUUGGAAGCGGAGCGCCAAGCUGCCGGGCAGCAUCCAACCUGUCUAUGGAGCACAGCAUCCUCCCCUGGAUCCCAGGCUCACCAAAAACUUCAUCAAGGACCGCUCCAAGGCCAACGCGCUGCCUAUGAAAAGCAAGAAGGCCUCCAGCUUUCACGAGUUUGCCCGUAACACCAGUGAUGCCUGGGACAUUGGCGAUGAUGAAGAUGAGGACUUCACCUCCUCCUCUUCCUCUUUGCAAACUCUGAACUCUAAAGUGGCCAAGGCCACGGCAGCUCAGGUUCUGGAGAACCACAGCAAGCUGCGGGCGAAACCUGAGCGGACCCAGUCGGCUCUCAGCGACGUGCCCACCAACUGCAAGGUCAUCAAGUCCAGCAGUGAGGCCCAGCUCUCCAGGACCUCUGAGGAGGCCUGUGUGAGGACCCCCCUUCAGAAGCAGCAGUCCCUCCCCCUCCGGCCCGUCAUUCCUCUCGUCGCCCGAAUCUCUGACCAAAACGCCUCGGGUGCUCCCCCCAUGACAGUCAGGGAGAAAACCCGCCUGGAGAAGUUUCGGCAGCUCCUUUCCAGCCACAACACAGACCUGGAUGAGCUGAGGAAGUGCAGCUGGCCUGGUGUGCCCAGAGAGGUCCGGCCCGUCACCUGGCGCCUCCUCUCAGGUUAUCUCCCUGCAAACACGGAGCGGCGGAAGCUGACCCUGCAGCGCAAGAGGGAGGAAUACUUUGGCUUCAUCCAGCAGUACUACGAUUCCCGGAACGAGGAGCACCACCAGGACACCUACCGGCAGAUCCACAUUGACAUUCCAAGGACCAACCCACUCAUCCCCCUCUUCCAGCAGCCACUUGUCCAGGAGAUCUUUGAAAGGAUCCUGUUUAUCUGGGCCAUUCGCCACCCGGCCAGUGGCUACGUACAGGGAAUCAACGACCUGGUCACACCCUUCUUUGUUGUGUUCCUCUCUGAGUAUGUUGAGGAAGACGUGGAGAACUUUGACGUGACCAACCUGUCCCAGGAUGUUCUGGGGAGCAUUGAAGCUGACAGCUUCUGGUGCAUGAGCAAGCUGCUGGAUGGGAUACAGGAUAACUACACCUUUGCACAGCCAGGCAUCCAGAAGAAAGUCAAAGCCCUGGAGGAGCUGGUCAGCCGGAUUGAUGAGCAGGUACAUAAUCACUUUAGGAAGUAUGAGGUGGAAUACCUGCAGUUUGCCUUUCGCUGGAUGAACAACCUGCUGAUGAGGGAGCUGCCCCUUCGCUGCACCAUCCGCCUCUGGGACACCUACCAGUCGGAGCCAGAAGGAUUCUCCCAUUUCCACCUCUAUGUCUGUGCAGCCUUCCUGAUCAAGUGGCGGAAGGAGAUCCUAGAUGAGGAAGACUUCCAAGGCCUUCUGAUGUUGUUACAAAACCUGCCCACGAUACACUGGGGCAAUGAAGAGAUUGGACUCCUGCUGGCAGAAGCCUACAGACUCAAGUACAUGUUUGCAGAUGCCCCCAACCAUUACCGCCGAUAGGUGCCAGGACCCUCUGCCCCCUCUGCCCACCCCCUUGGCCUGGCCCAAUCUGAUCACUGUGGCAUUUUUUGUUGUCCCAAGUCCUCGGACGCUCCGGCCCAGAGCUGCUCCUGGCUGUACAAAGCUCACAUGGACUCUUUUGUCUUAACUCUGAACGUUGUGCCUGUCUGCCCCUCCCUGCCUGGGCCCCUCCAGCCACCGCCAGGAUGUCAGGCUGGGCCACCCAGAGAGGCAUGAAGGAGCUGGGGAGGGGGGCACGUGGGAAUCCAGCUUUCCAGACCAUCUGAGCCGAGGAUGAAGCCCUCCUGUCCUCUCCACCCCUUCUUGUCCAGCUGGGACCACCUUGGCUUCGCUGCCUCGUGUUCACCUGCUGCCCUGGGCUGCCCCCUCCUCGCUUCCCACACCCUUCACUCCGACUCCCAGAUGAAAAUGCCUUAUCUGAGACCCUCCUGGCUGGAAAAAAAACCCCAACCUCCCCCCCUCCCUGAGGGCAGCAGGGCAAGAAGUUUCUCUCAGGGCCUAACUUCACUCCCAGGGUCUGGAGACCCCCCUACACCCCUCCCCUGUCAGCACUUUGUGGGUUUGGGAGAGAACCUCUCACGCUGCCCCUCUCUCCUCUCCAUCCUCUUCCCCCCCUCUUCUCCCCCAGGGUGGGCACUGCUCCCCCCAGCCCUGCUUGGGGUGAUUCACUCCAGCUUGACAAGGACUUGUGGUGACUGCUGUUCCUGCAGCCCCUCCAGCUGGGGAGGGGGAUGCAAGGGGAUGAGGGGGGGGGGGAGGCUGCAUCUCCCAAAAAAUCCCCUUGCAAAGCCCCCCCCCACCCCCCAGCUCCUCUGAGGCGUUCUGUGUAUAUUGUGUUCUUGUGUAUAUGGGUCAGAGAUGUACAAUAUACGUCUUCUGUUUGUAGCAGAUAA